AAGUACUGAUAUAGUGAAUUUUGAAAAACUCAGGAUUCUAUAUGAUUUUCUGCAGUUUUGGUUUUAAGAGGCAGUGUGAUAUUUCAAAAUAUACCUGUGGCAUUUCUACAAUUAUGACAUUUUUUGACCAUAGUUCCUCUUUAUUAAUAGAAUGAGAGGUCAUUUAACUGCUUUCACUGAGGGAAGAUAUUUAUUUUGAAGGUAGUGACAAAUAUACAAAGGCAUUAUGUCAGCCUAGAAAAAUUGUAUCUUACCAAUAAAGUGUAGAGUUGCCCUCCAUUACACGCCUUUUUGGGAUAACAAGGGAGCUAUGUUAAUUAGUGUUAUCCCCUCCCCCCACGGGACAUUUCCAAGUACCUCCUGACCCGUUUUCCAAACAGAGAGACGAGUUGUCAGACGGUCCCUAAAAAAGAAAACAGUCUCUAUUGUUCCAACACCCGCUCUGCUCUUGAGAGAUGCAGUGCCGCCUUUGGCCGCAGAGGGCGCUGCACGCAUGGCAGGCCGGGCUCCGCGGCCUUCACAUCUUUUUGUCUGAGAACUGGAUCCCUCUGCCGCUCUACAGUGUGUGCGAUAGCCUCGGAGCUGCGUCCGUAACACACUGUCAAACCACUCCAAACGAAUACAACCGCGACCAAAAGCAUUAAUUCAACACCUUCUGCCAUGGCGUUUCUAAUCUGUCGGUAAAUCGGUCGUAUUUGUGACUGUUCGUUGGAACUUAGUCCGGGGUUGAAUCGGGCUUGCUUUCUGUGUGCAUCAGUCUUUAUUAGCGAGCUGCCGCUCUUCUUGCUAUCAGCUAUUUCUUUAACUUUUUAAACACUCAGCUUCGCGAAUGACUGAGCGCCGGCGGAGUAUGGGAUCCUUGGUGUCUUAAGAAGCGACUGAAGUGGGGUUUAACCGUUUUUGCAUGCAAAAACAAUGGCAAAUUCGACGGGGAAAAAUCUACUAGAUCAGCGAAGGAAAGGACAGGCUUUCCUGGACGAGCUGCGGCAAUUCCACCAAAGCAGAGGAUCGCCGUUCAAGAAGAUUCCUAUCGUGGGUGGGAAAGAGCUGGAUCUGAAUGCUCUCUAUAUCAGAGUCGUCUCUUUAGGUGGAUUUGCAAAGGUCUCUGACAAAAACCAAUGGACUGAACUUGGAGAAGAGUUUAACUUUCCCAGGAGUUGUUCCAACGCUGCAUUUGCUUUAAAACAGUACUACCUUCGAUACUUGGAGAAGUAUGAGAAAGUCCAUCACUUCGGCGAGGAUGAUGAAGAAGCGCAGCCGGGGAAUCCCAAAGCCUUUCUUCCAAUCGGUGCAAUUCCCAACUCUUAUAACUACCAGCAACACAUUGUAUCAGACUAUCUCCGCCAAAGCUAUGGACUGUCUACGGAUUUCGUUCCACCGUGUGACUACAAUAAACUGGUGCUGUCUCUCCUCUCGGGCCUACCCAACGAAGUGGACUUUGCUGUUAAUGUUUGCACUCUGCUUUCCAACGAGAGCAAGCACGCCAUGCAGCUGGACAAGGACCCCAAACUGGUUACAUUGCUGCUGGCCCACGCCGGUGUCUUCGACGACUCGCUAGGCAGCUUCUCCGGGGUGUUUGGGACAGACUGGAAGGAGAAAACCUGCCGGGACUUUGUCAGGUUCUGGAAAGAGGUGGUGGAGGACGCUGAAGUCAGGGAGCUGAUCUGGGACAAGAGCAGCCCAGCACAAGAUGGUACAUCGUGUGAGGAGCGCUGGCAGAGCCUCUUCCACCCGCCGCGGAACCCCGGUAUCAGUGACAUGGAGGCCCAGCGGGUGCUGCAGAUUGCCGUUAUCCUGCGAAACCUCUCCUUCGAGGAGGCCAAUGUCAAGCUGCUGGCGGCCAACCGAACGUGCCUGCGCUUCCUUUUGCUCUGUGCCCACUGUAACCUCAUCUCACUCCGACAGCUCGGACUGGACACGUUGGGCAACGUGGCUGCCGAGCUCCAGCUGGAUCCUGUUGACUUUCGGACGACUCAUCUGAUCUUUCACACCAUCACCAAAUGCUUGAUGUCCAGGGACAGGUUCCUCAAAAUGAGAGCAAUGGAGAUCCUGGGCAACCUCAGCAAGGCGGAGGACAAUGGUGUACUAAUCUGUGAGUAUGUGGACCAGGACUCGUACAGGGAGGUAAUGAUGCUCCUCACCCUGCCUGACCUCAUGCUCCUCAUGGCCUCCUUGGAGGUGCUGUACCUGCUGGCCCAGCUCGGAGAGGUUCCCUGCAGCAAGAUCGCCUCUGUCGACCACAGCAUAGACCUGUUAGUGCGACUAGUAUCGGUGGACCUUCACACGUUUGGACCUGACGCCCUAACAGCGGUGCGGUUGAUCGAGCAUCAGGCCAACGCCGACCAGGCGGCCGAGGUCCGACCGCAGCUGGUAGAGCAGGUACCUGCAGCCGUGCAGGGACCAGCAGCACCGGUAACAAGGGUCCCGGUUCAGUCCGCUCAACCGCCACCUGGUAUUGUUGAACUAGAUGGGGAAAAAUUUACACUGCAGUGGCUAAACGCACACUUUGAGACAUACCCUGAGGGCUCCGUGUCACGGUCCGAAAUGUACUCGGAGUAUCUGGCCACAUGCAGUAAAAUGGGACGAAGCAACAUCUUGAACUCCACUGGCUUCCUCAAGUGUCUGCGGACUGUGUUCCCCAACCACACGAUGCGGCGGCAAGAGGAGCCCAAGGCCAACGGCCAGGUUCAUAUCCUUCUGGUAGGGCUAAGGCGAAGGUCAAUCCCCCUGCCCAUCCAGCUGUACUACCAGCAGCCUCAGCAGCAACAGCAGCAAAGUCCGGCAGCAGCUCCUCCACCUCCAGCAGCCCGACAUGAAGCACCUGGAGACCCUCAGGCCCCGCCUCCAGGCUUACCUCCUGGGCAUCCCAUUCUUGGACCCCAGUUUGUACGGGCCUCAGGCCCCAGCCUCAGCACCGGUGGUGCCGCCCCAUCCAUGGCCUUGACUGCACAGGAACCUCCCCAUGCAAGCCACCCGACUGUUUCUCGUCACUCGGUGCCCCCACAGGUGCCUCCACCAAAUCCUCUGGCAGCAGCGCAGCAGCAGCAGGUCCGACCUGGUCCCGUGGUCCAGAUCCCAACGUCGGCACCAGCCACCCAGAACCACAGCCCCCAGAACCCUGCCGCAUCACAUACAGCUCAGCAGCAACACUCCCCCAUGCUCCCCACAGGGACACCAGUUACGCUAUUUCAGCAGGUACCACAGGGCCACAUCCUCACCGCCAGGGUACAAGGUGUGUGCCCUCCCAUCACCCAGCAUCCUCCCCUGCCUCAAACCCCUCCCCUGUCUGGGCCUCAGGGUGGAGCUCCCCAGGUAGAACCUCAGUGUGUUGCUGCAGCAUCGGCACCCUCCUCCAUCCAGGUGGGUGGUGGUCAGUUAAGCAUCGCGGGCGUGCCCAAUUCCCAGGGGUCACGCGUUGCGUUUCAGAACAUCGCUCCCAAACCAGCGCCAAACCAGUCAGGUGGACCAGCAGCCACGAUAGCCACUCCCAACCAGCAGCCUCAGCAGCAGGCGCAGAGUGUAGUAAUAGUUAGCCCCAACCCCCAGCAGAGCCCGGCCUACACCCCUGCCAUACACCAGAUUGUUCUUGCCAACCCCUCCGCCAUUCCCGGUGCCCAGACUAUCCAGAUAGCAGGGCAGCCUGGAGCUGCUUCCAGCCCCUGCCCGCCUCCUGCCUCUCACUCCACUACCCAGGUCCAGCCCAAUCAAACUGUCAGCCACGCACUGUCCAUGAAACGGCAUCAACAGCAGCAACACCAACAGCAGCAUCAACAACAGCCGCCGCUCCAAAUUAUUUCCCAGCCUCCUCCCUCUCAGCCUACCUCCACUGAGUCCAGCUUGAUCAAACAGCUACUGCUUCCAAUGCGAGGGCCUUCCACGCCGGGAGGAAAGCUCAUCCUACCCGCUCCACAGGUGCCCCCUCCCAACAGCACGAUAGCCCCUAGUCCACAGGUCAUCUACCAGGCAGGCUACAGCACCCAGAAUCCCUCUCCUCAGCCUCAGCAGCUCAAUGUCCAGCUGGUUCCUGGCCAGCUUCCUGCUGCAGGAGCUCCAGCCCUCCAAGCGGUCCAGCUCUUGCCAGGUCAGCUCAUUUCCACGAGUAGCCCAGGGGCAGCUACCAUCAUCCAGGGCCCCACGGCAACUGGGCAAGUCACAUUUACCGUGGUCCCCAACACUGGCUUCACCACCUCUACUGCUGCUGUUGCUGCUGUCAGCCAGGGCGCUGUGGCUCCUGUCGUCGCUUCUCCUCCAUUCUCUACUGGAACGGUGCCCCACCACACCCCAUCAGCUCCACCACCACCACCGCCGCCACCACUGCCAGCUCCACUCAGAGGAGACAAGAUCAUCUGUCAGAAGGAGGAGGAGGCGAAGGACGCCACAGGGCUGCACAUCCACGAGAGGAAGAUAGAGGUGAUGGAGAACUCCUCUUUGGAAGAGGGAGACUCCGCCAACGGCAAAACCAGUAACGGUGAUGUUGCGGCUGGUGCCAAGCUGCUUAAUGGUCGGAAGUGCAUGGAGUCUAAUCUACCUCCAUACCACUCAGGGAACAGCCAGGGGGCACUAAAUGGCCCGGCUAUGGAGAGUCACCCUGCUAAUGGGAAGCAGGCCCUCUCUCCCAGCCUGAACACCCCCCUGGAGGGAAACCCCGACCCAAAAAAGACUUUAGUCAACGGAGUGUGUGACUUUGAUCGGGGUGACAGUGGUGGCAACUUUAACAAAAACAUUCCAAAUCACAUUGCUUCCAAACAGUACUUGGGGAAUGGGGAGGUUGGCCCCUCUGAGAAGAGCCACGGCUCAGACCCCCUUCUCCCUAGUCCUCCUCCCCCCCAGCAGGACACUGCCAAAGCCCAGCAGGCCGAGCGCCUGGCCAACGGACCCCAGGCAGUAGGCAAUAGGCUUCCCUCGGAAUUAACCAAUGGACCUUUGGGGCCGGGCCACGCUGUGCUAAGACAGCAACUGCUCCCCAACUCCUCCCUCCCCUCCACUGUUACUCUUACCUCCCAGAGUCUUGCUGCCUCUCCUGCAAACGGAGUGGCCUCUGAGGCUCGAGGCCUCAAGAGGCCAGCUGAGAACGAGGACCGCAGCACGGUGGCAGCAUCCUCGGGGAUCCCCAAUAAAGUGGGAGUGCGGAUCAUCACCAUUAGUGACCCCAACAACGCAGGCAGCAGUGCCACUAUGGUGGCGGUGCCAGCAGGAACAGACCCAAGCACAGUAGCCAAAGUAGCAAUAGAGAACGCCACUCAGCAGAGGAACUGCUCGCCCACAGAGGCAGCUGGCUCAACGCCAACGGUAACCCCAUCCCCGCCCCCUACAUCCCAGCCUGCACCAGCGGGUAACCACAACCCUCACCUCCCAGCACAGCAAACCUCCGCAGCACCACCGGAGCAGAGCAGGAAAGCAGGGCAGAACUUCAAGUGUCUGUGGCAGUCCUGUAAACGGUGGUUUGAAACGCCAUCUCAGGUGUUUUACCACGCAGCAACGCAACACGGUGGAAAGGAUGCAUAUGGAGGCCAGUGUCUGUGGGAGGGAUGUGAACCUUUUCCCCGGCAGAGACUGUCCUUCAUCACGCAUCUACAGGAUAAGCACUGUUCUCGAGAGGCUUUGCUGGCUGGACUCAAAUUAGAGGAGCAGCAGGCACAAAGUCCCAAUCAGACUUCUUCCCAGACUCCACCAGUGGCAGGCAGUACUCCGGCACCGCGAGCGCCGAAAGCAAUCGUCAAUCAUCCGAGCGCAGCUCUCAUGGCCCUACGCAGAGGCUCUCGAAACCUGGUCUUCAGGGACUUCACUGAUGAGAAAGAGGGACCAGUGACCAAACACAUACGACUAACUGCUGCCUUAACGUUAAAGAACAUCGCCAAGCACUCUGACUGUGGUCGCAUGUUGGUAAAGAGGCAUGAGACGCACCUCUCUGUGCUUGCGCUAAGUAACAUGGAGGUUUCCACCACGCUCGCCAAAUGCCUUUAUGAACUGACGCGCUCGCUCCAGGCUUAACGCCAAAAGGUCAACCUCUACAAAACCCCCUCACCCACCACCCCCAUCCCUCUCCUGAGACGAGAGGAAAAAGCCACCGGUGAGCCGUAGCGGGUCCACAGGGGGGAGCAGAGGGGCGGGGAAACCACAACGAAGACCCUCCUUCUGCCGCGCCUGCCACCCCUCCCAACCCCCUCUCAUCCCUCACCUCCUUCCUCGCCAACCUGUGUUCCAAGCGCCCCCUCCAUCCACACACACACACAAAAAAAACUGCCACGGGGUCUUCCACCAGCUGCCCAGCAGGGGGAGCUCUUUACGACUGCUUCCCCAAGGGACUCCACCGACGAAACCCCAAACACGAGCACAUUUUGUUUAAGUUCUUUUGUUAUUUUUUUUAUUUUUCUCUUCGUCCCGUGAACUGAUGUGUGGGUUGGAGUGAAUGGCUGUCGACUGACGAGUACGGAUGGGCAGGGAGGAGGGGAGGGGGCGGGGCUACCAAGGUGUCCCUGGGUUGGGUGGAGGAGGACUCAGCUGGCAACUGGCGCAGAGAAUUUUUUUUCUUUAGAAACUUGGUAGCUUGGUUUUCUUACUUGAGUCAAUAUAUUUUCACUUAUUUAUUAUUGAAAUGAAUACCAUUACAAUUAAUGAAAAAGAAUCUUGUAAAUAUGUUGUGAAUAUAUAUAAAGAAGAUCCUCUUUCAUGCCGAUGCAGCCACUGGAGAACUUGCUCUGUGGAGUAAUAGAAGCAUUACUUUGGUAGGAUUGAAUAAAGUAGUAUGUUUUUUUGUUGGUUUUGUUUUUUUGCUUUUUUAUGAUCCCUGGUCACUUGUAUCUAAUGUGAUUCUAUACUCAGCAGUGGAUGAAUGUACUUAAAAACCUGUAAAUAAUUCUGCAAAGGUACUGAUGCUGUAAAGCUUAGGGAGGGGGAAAAACAGUUUUUUGUGGAACUGUGACAUUUUUUGUAUUAUAAUACCUUGUAGAACUCAUUUUGCUGGCUGAAAGAGUAUGGAAUAAUAUAUCUCAUGUCAUUUUGUAGAAGAAAAAAAAAUAUUGAAGGUAUUCUCUUUCCUUCCUCUUCCCUCACACACCCUCCCCUCAACACGCACACACACAAGUAACAUAUAUCCACUGUAAGCGUUUUGUCAUUGUACGGGCACAGUGCGCGUACCAAAAUUCUUUUGUAUUUGUAAAUUGGUUUAAAUACAUGGAGUUUUUAUACAGGUUUUCUCCUGUGUUCUUUGCUUUACGUGCAGGUAUGAUAUUUUCUUCACUACUUUUUUCUAUCUUAAUAUAGUGUGGAGUUUUAUUGUACUAUUUUUUCAUUCUUAAUACCAUGCCACAUUCCGGCUCACGUCCUCGGACUGUCCUCUCUACCGUGUGUUGUGUAACAUUUAUGACUGCCUGUCGUAUUAGCAUCUGACCAGGGCAACCCAACCAUCCUCAUUUCUGCGGUGUCAGUAGGAUGUGUGACUAUACAUAGACCUAACAGUCUGUUAGAGAUUGGCUUUAUUUACUUUGGUGACUGUUUAUAGUUUUUAAAUAAAACACUGAACAUUU
Molecule: messenger RNA, 7526 nt
Organism: Lates calcarifer (barramundi perch)
Lineage: Eukaryota; Metazoa; Chordata; Actinopteri; Centropomidae
Gene: arid2
Product: AT rich interactive domain 2 (ARID, RFX-like)
Exons: 21
Coding region: 916-5991 (1691 amino acids)
Biological process (GO): regulation of DNA-templated transcription
Cellular component (GO): SWI/SNF superfamily-type complex
Molecular function (GO): DNA binding
Source: RefSeq, a predicted model, not a curated record